Messenger RNA from Daphnia pulex (common water flea), 1481 nucleotides. RefSeq names its product skin secretory protein xP2-like. The coding region runs from base 86 to 1066 and encodes 326 amino acids. The record is from RefSeq and is a predicted model, not a curated record. Lineage: Eukaryota; Metazoa; Arthropoda; Branchiopoda; Diplostraca; Daphniidae. The transcript is spliced from 2 exons.
CGACUACUGCCGUAUAAAAAUGGAUCGUAGCUCCUAGUUCAAUCGUCAGUUACCGACAAGUUCUCAAUUCAGUCUCAAGUCAAAAAUGAACCCUUUGAUUUUGGUCACUUUUUUGGUUGCCGCCGCAUCGACCGCACCGACUAACUUGGUCAACCCGGCCGUCCCGUGUGCCCAUGGAGUCGCUGCCGUGGCCUAUGCCGCCGCUGCCCCAGUCCCUUACCCGGCUGCCCUGACCUACGCCGUCCCUGAGCCCGUCCAGGUUGCCGUUCAACCCCAAAUCACUUACGAUUUCCCCGUUCCAGUAUCUGCUCCUGCUCCAGCUCCUGCCCCAGUAGCCGUUGCGGUACCAGCACCAAUUACGGUUGAAUACGACUUCCCUGCACCAAUUGCUGCCUCAGCACCAGCACCAGUUGUUGUUGCUGCUGCUCCAGUAGCUGUUGCCGCUCCAGUCAAAAUUGAAUACGACUUCCCCGCUCCCAUUUCGGCCCCAGCACCAGCCCCAGUAGUCCCGGUUGCUGCUCCCGUUGCCCUGCCGGCACCAGUCAAGAUCGAGUACGACUUCCCUGCACCCAUCUCUGCUCCAGCUCCGGCACCAGUUGUUGUUGCUGCCCCAGCACCAAUCACCUAUACCGGACCUGCACCAGUUAAGGUUGAAUACGACUUCCCAGCUCCUAUCUCCGCCCCGGCCCCAGCCCCAGUCGUCGCUGUUGCUGCUCCCGUUGCUUAUGCCGCACCAGCUCCAGUCGUCCAGGUUGCCGCUCCCGUCAAAGUUGAAUACGACUUUCCCGCACCCAUCUCUGCUCCUGCUCCCGCUCCCGUACCAGUAGCUGUUGCUGCUCCAGCCCCAAUUGCUUCCGCCCGCACCGUCUCCGAAAUCACGCCCCAGGUGACCGCCCAACACCCGACCAAAGUCAACGUUGAAAAGUUCCCCGUUGAGGUGCCCGUCGCCGCUCCUGACGCCCAGCCCGUCCCAGUUCCAAUUGCUCCCGAAUACGAAAUCCACCAGAAUCACGCAGCAGCUGCCAAUUCCAUUGUCUGUGUCAAUUUCCCCUGUCCCCGCUAUUAAUUUCUCAGUUGGGCAAUCAAAUAUUCUUGAUUGGGUGAGCUGUGAUGUGAUCUGGUUAUCAUCUAUACUGUUAACUCUGUGCCCGCAGACAACAACUGUCAAUGAUUUGCAUUUCAUUGUUUUGUUUUCUACUCGUUUUUUUGCACGCAAAGAACCAGUUUUACAGUUUUACUGCUGCUACCCAAGUAAACCGCACCGGUUGGCCUUGGUAACAACUAAUCAGUUGGCUGAUUCAUAUAAAAAAGUGCGCUAGAAAAUAGUAUUAAACAAACAGCCAAGUCCAUGCGUUAGUCUGCCAUGUUACAUUAGUUAGCCUUCGUAGCUUAGUAGGUUUGAAACGUAUAGGAACGAUUGCCUGGCGUUAAACUCGCAUAGAAUAAUGAAUGUAUAUCUGAAUAUACUGGGUAAUCGGUAA